Messenger RNA from Limulus polyphemus (Atlantic horseshoe crab), 2190 nucleotides. Its product is annotated as enoyl-CoA hydratase domain-containing protein 3, mitochondrial-like. Gene Ontology annotation, cellular component: mitochondrion. Bases 83 to 979 code for a protein of 298 amino acids. Gene Ontology annotation, molecular function: hydro-lyase activity. NCBI's taxonomy places the organism in Eukaryota, Metazoa, Arthropoda, Merostomata, Xiphosura, Limulidae. The transcript has 9 exons. The record is from RefSeq and is a predicted model, not a curated record.
UUAUAUACACACAUAUUUAUUUGUAUUUUCAUAAUAUAAACUUUCCGAUGCUGAUCAAAUAUUUCUGUAUGUGUUAUUCAACAUGGCGUUUUACGUGAGUAGCAAGAGUGUACUUAUCUUUCGGCUGUUUCGUUAUGGCAGUUUUCCUCAAGGCAGAGUAUGCAUUCAUUCUUCAUCUAUAUGCCCAACACAAGAAAAACCCACCCUAUGUAGUCAAGAAAAUGGAGUUAGAAGAAUUACUUUAAACAAUCCAAAAAAAAGAAAUAUUCUUUCUUUAUCAAUGUUGGAUUCUUUGAAAGAAGACCUUUCAAACUUGGAUAAAAACAAUUUGUCAUGUAUUUUGAUCUCAGGUAAUGGGCCUGUCUUCUCAUCAGGACAUGACUUACAAGAAUUGACUACUAAGACUGGAGAGGAUUAUCAUAAGAAAAUAUUCAGCAGAUGCACAGAAGUCAUGAUGGCCAUUCACAAUUGUCCUGUACCUGUCAUUGCCCAAGUUAGAGGCCUAGCAGCGGCUGCAGGUUGUCAGCUCAUUGCUUCAUGUGAUAUUGUUGUAGCAUCAGAAAAAUCCAAAUUCUCAACUCCUGGAGCCUUUGUUGGGUUGUUCUGUUCUACCCCUGGUAUUGCAGUAGCUAGAGCUGUACCAAGGAAAGUUGCUUCUUACCUGCUUUACACUGGUCAAGCUAUUGGAUCAACUGAUGCUCUAAUGAGUGGUUUAGUGAGCAAAGUUGUACCUGAUGACCUCCUUGAAGAAGAGACUGAAAAAAUUGUUGAAGCCAUUGUGGAAAAGAGUAGACCAGUUAUUUCCUUAGGAAAAGCUUUUUUCCUAAAGCAAAUUCACCAAGAUUUAGAAGAAGCAUAUGAACAAGGAGAGAAAGUUAUGGUGGAAAAUUUGAAAUUAGCUGACACACAAGAAGGGCUUUCUGCUUUUAUAGAAAAAAGAACACCAACUUGGAAGCAUACAAAUCAGACAGCAACUUAAUUGUUUGAAGUUUAGUACUGUUUGAGUCUAAAGUUGAAUCAAAGCUUUAUUUUUCUAGUUUACUCAUAUAUAUGAUGUUGUUGUAAUUGUCAAAAAAAGAAAGAUUCAAGUUUAGAACAGCCUAAGUAUAUAGUCACUCUGUAAGUUAAUUUAGGGUUUAAUAUAAAAUAUUGGGAAAAUAUUUUGAAUUAAUUUUGAUGUUUUAAUGUAAAAUUUCAGAAAAACUGUAAUUAUGAUGGUUUAAACUUUAUAACUGUAAAAACUAAUAUAUAUAUAUAUAUAUAUAUUGUUACCCAAAAGUCAAGUAAAUAGUUAGUUUGGAAUAAAUCAUCAUAAAAAGUUUAAUUUUGAUAUUAAAUGGAUUUUCAUUUACAAUUAGUAAAAAAAGAUUAAUUAAAGUUUAUUUUUAAAUUGACUUUAAUUUAUAAUUGCCAGAAAGAUUACAUGGGUUUAGAUUGAUUUAACAUUAUAAUUACUUACAAGAUUAUAUUGAGUUCAUUUACAGGUUCCACAAAUAUAUUUCAGAGCAGAUGUAUUUACAGUACUAAGAAAUGAUUCAAGGGUUAGCUUUGGGUUGUUGUAUAGUUUGGAAAAAUACUCUAAUUCAGGUUACAUUGGAAUUGAUUGGUAGUUAGAAGAAUGACUUUCACACAAAACAUUGUUUACUGUUUUACAAACUAAGAACCUAUCUGGUUUUAAGUAAGUAAACUCACAAUCCAGUUUCCAAACAGUAGUACUUAUAUUGGAAAUAACUAUAGAUAUCCUCUUUUUAUUUACAACUAAAUAGGUAAAUUGAUACUUUUUCUUUGCAUAUAGACAACAAGUGUUUAAUAGUAUAGUUUCAUUUUUCUUGACUCUGCUGAAUAAGCCUCAUUCAUGGAUAGAUCUGCUGAUGUACACAAAUUAUUACAUGAAUGUGGCAGUAAUUUUUGUUUUGAUGAUAAAUUAGUGAGUUUUGUAUUGUUUUAUUCUGUGAAAAUGAUUAUUAGUAGCCAUUAUCCUGAUCAAACUCAGUUGGUUUGAAAAAUACUCGAUAAAAGUUAUUUAACAUCUAAGCUAUUGGAAUAUGAUGUCAUUUUUAGACAUGUAAGUAGCAAGAUCUGUGUACUGCCUUCUUCAUAGGAAACAUUGCAGUAACAAAUUUUCAAAAACUUAUUGUUAAAGAUAUAGGUUUCUGAAUACAGAUAUUCUAAUAAAUGAUAUUUUGAGAA